AUGACCGGCACGCAGGUCGACCGGUCGUUGCCGAAAACCGGGUUCCUCUUCCCUUGGCCCUUCCCGAAUGGCGCGCCGUCGUUCAUCUACCGGAUGAAGAAUUACGCCGCCCUGUUGAUGGUCCGAUGCGCGUCACGACUUCUAUUCUUCGGCGGCGUCAAUCAGCUGAAUGUGAAAGGGCGCGAGCGGUUCGUGACGGCGCUACAAAAUAGAAGCCGGCCGCUGAUCACGAUCACGAAUCAUCGCUCAAAUCUGGAUGACCCGUUGAUGUGGACGAUCCUGACUUGGAAGGAGUUCUUUCAAACGAUCGAUCGACAGCGCUACACCCUGACCGCGCACAACAUCUGCUUCUCCAAGCAAUGGCACACGACAAUUUUUUCGCUUGGGAAUUGCGUGCCCUGCGUGCGCGGUGAGGGCGUCUUCCAGAAGGGCAUGGACUUUUCGCUGGAGAAGCUGAACAAGAACGGUUGGGUCCAUAUUUUCCCGGAAGGUCGAGUCACGGAAACGCCACUUCGAUUCAAGUGGGGCGUCGGACGCUUGAUUAUGGAACCGGAUGUCGCGCCGAUCGUGCUGCCCAUUUGGAUGCGAGGGAUGGAAACGGUUUGGCCGAACCAUCCGCCUUACUAUCCAAAGUUUGGCAAGAAAAUCUCGCUGACAGUCGGGGAGCCGCUUGAUACCCAGGAGCUCCGAGCGGAAAUAAGCAAAGAUCCAAAUAUGAGUGAACGACAACGGAGAAAGCUAAUGACUGAUCGAGUUCAGGAGCUGCUGUUCAGCCUUGGCGAAGAAUGCGGCGAUCUGGAGAAGGGGCUGACGGAGCGGUUGCGCAAGGAGCACGAACGGCAUAUUGACGAAUUCCGG
Messenger RNA from Mesorhabditis spiculigera, 858 nucleotides. The record is from the annotation of a GenBank genome assembly. NCBI's taxonomy places the organism in Eukaryota, Metazoa, Nematoda, Chromadorea, Rhabditida, Rhabditidae.